Gryllus bimaculatus (two-spotted cricket) is the source of this 975-nucleotide messenger RNA. The record is from the annotation of a GenBank genome assembly. Lineage: Eukaryota; Metazoa; Arthropoda; Insecta; Orthoptera; Gryllidae.
AUGGUUCCAGAUCACCAACGAAAGUGGUGGAAAAAGACGGGUGAAGUGACCUCAUGCAAGUUAAACGCAACGUCGAGGCACAAUUUUGCUGGUUCCAAUGGCGUAAGUUUACUUCCUCCUCAAGCUGUCGAGGAUGCCGCUUCUUGGCCCAGACUAAUAGCUGUCUAUCUCACCCCUCUCUUCUUUUCCUCAACGCACGCAGCUGGCAACGCGUGUACGACGCAGAAAAAAUCAAAUGUGAAACUGAAAGAAGCCACGAGACAUUGUUUAAUUUGUUUUGUUAACAAUCCUGUCAUUACACACACACACACACGAGUUAAACCCCACGUCAACGUGCGAAUGAAAUGUGAACCCUCCAUGUCCAUUGUGAGUAGUGUCCUGCUUCCGCGGCUGAGCCAAGGCGUAACGGCCUCGUUUGCAUUUCGGUUGGCGCCGCUCAUGUGGAACGCCGCUCCGAAGCUGCAUCGCCCGACGGCCUGCUGCACCGGCGCGUCGCCACCCGCCGCCUCCGACGGCGCACUUCACAAUGCUACGUUAGAGAAAACUGGGCCACUUCUGAAAGGUUUGACUGCGGGAAAAUGUAUUGCAACAAACACUGGAUAUUGCAAUUACACAGAUUUGGACAGGAAAGACUCGGAGAAAUCACGGUGUAAGCUUGAGAAUGGGGAAAAUAUGUCCCCGAAACUGUUGCGCAAUCGAUCUCUUGAAGAUGAAGAUCAUGGCCGCUGGUUGCAUUACGUCGACAGCAGACUAUUAAUAAAAUUUAACAUCCCACACAAAGUUUCCCCAACUCAUGAAAUUGUUCGCAGCUCAACUUCCACAUCAGAACUGAGCAGAACACGAUCAAGUCUGCGAUUUUGGUGUGAUAUUUUGAAAGCAGCCGCCCGAGUUCAGAAGUUCAGGCAAGCGCACCAUGGGUUUAAGGAAAUGAAGAGAAAAUAUUCAGAACUAAGUCGGUUAUCAAGCGCGAAGUAG